CUCCUAGGUCCAAACACAGCCUUGGAAUUCCUUAGCCCAUGGUGAUUGGCCAUUGCUUAUGUAUUGCAGAUUUGCAGGAGCUGGCGCGAAACACCAUUAGAUCUCAAAUCGUCGGUUGUCUCUCUCUGAGCUCAAGAUCUCAGAGACAAUGCAGAAAACAGCGCAAGCAUGGUUCACGGGAGGUCCCUCCGGAGUCACUGAUCAACAAAAAUCUCCGUCUCUGCUGGCUGAUUGGAACGCUUACGCUGCUUCACAGGAACCUGAUUCCUCCGCUUCAGGCUUCGAUCUCGAGGCCGCCGUCCGUACCACCAGCGACAAAGUCACCGGAACUCUAAAUGUGGUUUCAAAAGGAGUGAAAGAUUUACCAGGGAACUUUCAGCCUUCCUCAAGCAAUGCUCCUGCUAGCAAAUCUUUCACAUACUUCGGGUUCCUCCUUGCUACUGGCGUGUUCUUUGUCUUCAUAGCAUUCACUAUGUUUCUACCCAUCAUGGUGUUGGCACCACAGAAAUUUGCUAUGUGCUUAACUAUUGGUUGUGCCUUCAUUGUUUGUUCAUUCUUUGCACUUAAGGGUCUGAGAAAUCAGCUUUCGCACAUGUCAUCUAAAGAGAGGCUUCCUUCUACAUUGGCACUUAUUGGAACGAUGGUGGGAACCAUAUAUGUUUCCAUUGUACUUCACAGUUACCUUCUUUCCGUGCUCUUCUCUGUGCUACAGGUCCUUGCACUAUCAUUCUAUGCUAUUUCCUACUUCCCUGGAGGAUCUGCUGGACUGAAGUUUCUUUCAUCGACUCUUAUCUCUUCUUUUUUGGAAUGUUUCAGAAGGUGAUAUCGACUUGGAUAAAGUCAUACAGUAGUUCAUUCUUUUUCCUAGGGAAAAAAUUGUGUAAUCAUUGUCAUCAAGUUUGGAAUGUUUUGAGAGAUACUUCAAGAUUAUAUUUUAAUCAUAUAGUAUGCUUUGGCAA
Molecule: messenger RNA, 959 nt
Organism: Tripterygium wilfordii
Lineage: Eukaryota; Viridiplantae; Streptophyta; Magnoliopsida; Celastrales; Celastraceae
Product: protein transport protein sft2-like
Exons: 4
Coding region: 149-823 (224 amino acids)
Biological process (GO): vesicle-mediated transport
Cellular component (GO): membrane
Source: RefSeq, a predicted model, not a curated record